AUGCUGGAGACGGGAACAAGUUUCGCGGUGGUCGAGAGCUUCUUCACGAUCCUGGCGUCACUUUCAAUGAAGGGCAUCAGUUACGUCCAUAAUAUACUAGGGAUGCGGGUGAAGAUUAGGAGCAACGGCGCAUUUCGCAUCGAUCAGGAGGAGGCGAUCAAGGAGCUCCUGCGCGCACAGGUGAUGAGUGACGCAUAUUAG
Peronospora matthiolae is the source of this 201-nucleotide messenger RNA. Lineage: Eukaryota; Oomycota; Peronosporomycetes; Peronosporales; Peronosporaceae. The record is from the annotation of a GenBank genome assembly.